Messenger RNA from Drosophila takahashii, 1860 nucleotides. It is a transcript of the gene tej, whose product is annotated as tejas. The record is from RefSeq and is a predicted model, not a curated record. Lineage: Eukaryota; Metazoa; Arthropoda; Insecta; Diptera; Drosophilidae.
GGACUUUCUAAUUUGAAGCGUGGCCGCGAUCAAUAUUUUUGUGAAAUUCCGGGGAACAAAAACUUAUUUGUGCGAUUUGAAAUAUACAUUUGUUCAGCAUGGAUGAUCGCGGCAUGUUGAGCCUCGUGAAGAAGGUGGUGCACUCGCUGGUGGUCUCCUCGCCGGGAAGAAUGACCAUAGAGAAGCUGAUGCGCGACUAUCGCAGCGAAGAAGGCUGCAAUGUUCCCUACAUGAAGCUGGGAUUCAAGGAUGCCGAAUCCUUCCUGCGCUCUAUUCCGGAUACGGUUAGGGUAAUGGGCCACGGAACUAUGGCCUUGGUAACUGCAGUGACCACCGAAAAAUCGGCGCACAUUCAGCAAUUGGUUAAUGGCCAAAAGAAGCCCUCUUUGAGGGCCAGAAGUCGACCGAACCACAAACCAAAGUAUUGCUUCCCCUCGCAGCCUUCGAAUUUGAACUUUAUAAACGCUGUGCCCAAAAUGAGUCAACGAAACAUGCCGUCCCGAACUUAUCAGCGACCCAACAACCAUUACGUUCCCAUUUCAUAUCCCAAUUAUAGUCGACUGAUGGCUCCUCCCGUCCACACACCGAUGGUCUUUGAGAAUAUUGACGCCCUGAUCCGCGCAGGACAGCAGCAGAGCACUCCCAGACCGCAAGAAAACUCUUUUGUACAUUCAAGAAAUCCUGAACCGUUGAAAAGGGUAAAUCAGAUGGAGAACUUCCAGAAACCGGAGCCCUUAAAGGAGCAAAAUCAUCAAACACCGAACAUUGCAAGGCCUCCAUCUCCUGUUAAGAUUAGAGAAUUGGAAAAGGAUACCGAGGAAUUGGUGGAAGCUUUCGAAAACCUCACUGUGGAUGCUGCGCCCACUGGUUACAUAGAGAAGCAGGAAUAUGAGAUUUACGACUCUGAUGAGGAGGAAUUCGUAAAGGAUCCUUUUAGCUCGGAAGAGGGAGAGCAGAACUCCAUACCUAUAAUCGAAAUUUUAGAUUCAGAUGAGGAAGACGAGGCAGUGGUGCUCGAAAUGGAGCCGGUUUCCCAGCCCCAUAAUAAUAUUAUAUCCAAAACCGAGAUUCAGGAGGAUAUUGGCAAGCCUCUUGGACCCCAAGAGCCCUUCUUCGCUUACGAGUCUUCCGAUGAUGGCGACGAAGAAAAUGCCAUUCCAGCUUAUGCUGUGGAUGAACGAGUUCUGGGCCUUGACUAUCCUGUGGAUGCGGUUCGUUUUGAUUUUAAGCUACCUGUUAGCAAUGUUGAAACCAAUAUCAAGUUGGAUCAGCGCCUGGAAGUGCAGUUGGUGAAGGUGGACAAUCCACACAACUUCAAUUUUUGGAUAUAUAACGAGGAGUAUCAUGACUAUAGUGCCCUGAGCUCCAACAUGCAAAUGUUUUACGAGAGUCGUGAUUCGGAAAAGUACACCAUGCCGCUGUGCUUGAUAACCACAGAUCAUCUUUGCGUUGUGCGCUCCAACAAAUGGGGCAAGUGGGAAAGGGCCAAAGUGGUGAGGUACCGGCCCAAUAGCACAGGGAUGACAAUCGAGGUGGAGAUGGUCGACACUGGGGACUUUAUGUGCGUGAGCCACAAGGAUGUCAAGUUUCUGCUAAAGGAGUUUGCCAUGCUGCCGCCGCAGUCUUUGCCCGGUCGAUUGGCCUUUGUAACUCAGUUGAAGGCACCUGUGUGGUCCGCAGAGGCCGUUAACAUCUUCUACAGAAUGGUUACCUGUCGCAGACUUUACGCCCAGGUUGAGGCUAUUAAGAACAACACUGCCUAUCUUGUGCUAGUCGAUCCAGAACGCAAAGGGCCCAUUGUGAAUCUGAACAAGUCGCUGAUCGACUCCGGUUGGGUGCGUCGUUGCAUCACCGCAUAGG